AUACAAUAUAAAAUAUCAUAAAGUAAAAAAAAAAAAACAGUUUCACUUUCUUUUCUCUCACCAUUCUCAUUGAAAAUUUUUGGGGUUUGUUGAAAUGUCAGUUUGAAUGGAUUUGGUUGGCAUUUUUCUUAUAAUGGUACACUUGAGAACACUUCCUCUCUCCCACUCUUUUUCUCUUUGUCUCUCUCAUAGUUUGCUAAGCUUUCCCUCACUUUGUGGGGAGAGACACACCACUGGUUUCAGGUGUAUUAGCAUGCACUUGAUGAUGGAUGACCAAGGCGGUAACAAUGCUGUAACUAGGGAAUACAGGAAAGGGAACUGGACUUUUAACGAAACAAUGGUGUUGAUUGAGGCAAAAGAGAUGGAUUAUGAGAGAAGGAUGAAGAGAAGUGGGGAUCACAGUGAAGGGAGGAACAAACCGGCAGAGUUGAGAUGGAAAUGGGUGGAAGAUUAUUGUUGGGGAAAAGGGUGUUUGAGGAGCCAAAACCAGUGCAAUGACAAGUGGGAUAAUCUCAUGAGGGACUACAAGAAAGUAAGAGAGUACCAAAGGAAAGUAGCUGAGAGAGAAGGGAAUGAUAGUAAGGAAAGAUCAUAUUGGGAGAUGGAGAAGAAUGAAAGAAAAGAAAAGAACUUGCCUAGUAACAUGUUAUGCCAGAUAUAUGACCGUUUGGAGGAGGUGGUGGAGAAGAAAGGAGCUCAAACGGUGGCCGCUACGGCUGGUGGUGGUGGAGGCUCAGAUCCCAAUAUUCCCAACAUAUCGUAUGUUAUGGAUAGACCAAUGGUUAGUACUUUUCAACCUUCAUUACCUCCUCUUUUACAACAUCAACUUUCAGCUCCUAUAUCUGCUGCAAUUCCAUUACCUCUACCACAAGGAUCACCACAGCUGCCGCCGCCACCAGCACCAAUAAUACAACCACCACCUCUUUCAUUUGCUCAGCCACUGCCCACCAUAGAUUCUGAUACAAGUGAGCAUUCAGACUCACCAGCAAAGAGAAGGAGAAGAGGUGGUGGCAAUGGUGAAGGCACCAGUGGGACUCCUAACAACACAAAUGAAGUAAGCACUGCAAUCUCCAGAAGUGCUUCCAUUAUAGCAGAAGCCAUCCAAGCUAGUGAAGAAAGAGAAGAGAGGCGACAUAGAGAUCUCUUAAGCUUCCAUGAAAGAAGACUAAAGAUUGAAGAAUCUAAGACUGAGAUCAAUAAAAAAGGAAUGGAUGGCCUGGUUGAUGCGAUUAACAAGCUUGCUAAUUCCAUCUUUGCUUUAGCUUCCCACAAGAACCAGUCAUCAGCUCCCAAGUGAUUCUCUUUUAAUAUUAAUUAAUCACAUUGGUAGUUGUAUAUAGUAAUUGGGUAAUCCUCUAUGUUUCAUGUUUGUACUCUACUCACUUCCAUUGAUCAUUCUAAUGUUUAAUCUUUUAUCUCUAGUGUUUAAACUCAUAUUUUGUGUUUAAACACAAACUAAGGCUUGGUUGUAAUGCUUUCAAAAGUGAAGUAUAAGCAAAUUGUUGUGUA
Molecule: messenger RNA, 1509 nt
Organism: Gossypium arboreum
Lineage: Eukaryota; Viridiplantae; Streptophyta; Magnoliopsida; Malvales; Malvaceae
Product: trihelix transcription factor ASR3-like
Exons: 3
Coding region: 107-1297 (396 amino acids)
Source: RefSeq, a predicted model, not a curated record